UUUGCAUUAAUCUGGACAGAAGUGACUACUUAUGGUUUUCCGGUGUAAUAGGGUCAUUAAAAAACUUAGCAAUGCUUCCUCAAAACUCCUCAGUUAUCCCUUGUCGUGUAGUAAGCUCAUAGCACUAUACUUAGAGUAUUACCUACUAACCACCCAGCUUUAUAAAGCAUCUCACAGAUCAGGAGAUGUGAGUCAAACUCGUUGUAAAAUCAAGCAGUGGGGCACUGAUCCGAUCCUCGGGAAUCACCAUUGUUCGCUUUCCCGAUACUUACAUGACGAGAUUCGGUUUACAGGUAGAACCACAUCAAAUCAUAGCCGGGGUAUGGAACCAAUAAAUACUUUGACUUCACCCCAGCCCUCACUGCCAUCAACAUGAACUCCACAAAGCCCCCAGCAGCAACAAGAGCGAUAUCAUGACGGCCAGUAUCCAAACUGCCUACGCUGAAGCGGAGGCGCGCUAUGAAGUCGCAAACCCUGCCAGCCGUGCGGCGCACGAGACAGCGACGGCAAGCCUGCCCGGGGGCAACACGCGCUCGGUGCUACACUGGGAACCAUACCCGCUCUGCAUCCGCUCGGCCCAGGGCUACACACUACACGAUGUCGACGGUCACGCAUAUGUGGAUCUGCUGGGCGAAUACUCGGCCGGCGUCUACGGGCACUCGCACCCCACAUUGCUAGCCGCCAUCACGGAGACGGCGCAGCGCGGCCUGAGCUACGGCGGGCCCCAUGCCGCCGAGGCGCGCCUCGCAGGGCUCAUCAAGGAACGGUUCCGAAGCAUCGAGCGCAUCCGCUUCACGAACUCUGGCACAGAAGCGAACCUCAUGGCCCUCGCUGCGGCGAAGGCGUUCACGGGGAGACACCGGGGCAAGGUCAUCGUGUUCGAGGGCGCGUAUCAUGGAGGGGUCUUCGUCUUUCCCUUCGGGUGCCGAGACGUUUGGAAUAAAGGGGGGCCCAGCACCGGGAGUAAAUACGAGGCUCUGCGCGCGCUGAACGCGCCUCACGAUUUCCUCGUCGCGACGUACAACGACAUCGCCUCCGUCGACGCGCUCCUCGCCUCCUCCGUCGGCAACGAAGGCGUGGCCGCCAUCUUGUUGGAGCCCAUGCUGGGAUCUGGCGGCGGCGUAUGUAGCACCCCUGGGUUCCUCGCGCAUCUCCGGCAUCGCGCCGACGAGCUGGGCGCAUUGCUCGUCUUCGACGAAGUCAUGACGUCGCGCAUGUACGACGGCGGCGGCAUCCAGAGCGCCACGGGGAUCCGCCCCGACCUCACCACGCUCGGGAAGUACGUCGGUGGCGGCAUGUCGUUCGGGGCCUUCGGAGGCCGCCGGGACGUCAUGGCGCUCUUCGACCCCCGUGAGAAAGAGGCGCUCCCGCACGCUGGCACUUUCAAUAAUAACGUCCUGACGAUGAAUGUCGGCGCCGUCGGCCUCGAGCACGUGUUUACGCCCGCGAAGGCGAGGGAACUACAUGCGCUGGGCGACGAGGUCCGCGAAAAGAUCAAUGCGCUUGGCAGUGGUGAGACGGCGGCGAGAGGGCUGCGGGUGCUGGGCUGCGGCUCGAUUCUCACGUUCCAUUUCACCCGGACGCCCGUCGAUAAUAUUGCUUCGCCGGCGGAUUGGAAGAGCGAUGAGGACGCGAGAUUGCUUGAUCUCUUCCACCUCGAGAUGCUAGAUGAGGGCUUUUACCUUGCUAGGCGUGGCUAUGUCUCGCUUAGCCUGGCGCUGUUGGAGGAUGAUGGACGGCGUGAGUUGGAGCGGUUUGUGGAGGCUGUUGAGAGGUUCCUUGGGAGGUUCCGGGGCUUAAUGGCUUGAGUAGUGGUAACUUAGUUGAACAAUUCUCGGUCAAGUAAUGAGCUGUUUUGCUCAUGUUAGUGCUGUUUUGGGAGUUUGCUUUGUCGUGAGAUGCUGAAGUAGCUUUCUAAAUAUCCAGCAUGAAUGACGACCUAUGUCUUCGUAAUGUUCAGAUAUGUUAUUCAUUGCAAAUUUUCGAGUUAUAGCGCAAUGGCUUAGGACUAGUAGGCCGAUAUGCUUACGAUCUACGUGCCAUAUAUGAGAUUUCUGCAGCUGUUGUUCGAGUGCGAGUAUGGUGACUUGGAAUUCUGGGGGUCUAACAAGAUAGUCAAAUACUGUACUUUACACAAAGGGACUAAUAUAUGUUUUAAACUUA
Xylaria bambusicola is the source of this 2163-nucleotide messenger RNA. RefSeq names its product class III aminotransferase. Gene Ontology annotation, molecular function: transaminase activity; pyridoxal phosphate binding. NCBI's taxonomy places the organism in Eukaryota, Fungi, Ascomycota, Sordariomycetes, Xylariales, Xylariaceae. Bases 414 to 1808 code for a protein of 464 amino acids. The transcript has a single exon. The record is from RefSeq and is a predicted model, not a curated record.